AUGGCGGCAACUCCUACAUCAACGUCCGCCGUUAUUACUACAUUAGUGGCUAAUUUGACACUAUUUGGAGUAUUCGUUGGAUGCUUCUUAGUAUUGAGGAUCAAAUUUAAGCGGACGUAUUCGCCUAAGUAUUCAUACGAUUUGGUUCCGGAAGAAAAGAAACCGGAGCCAUUACCUAGAGAUCCGUUGAGAUGGAUCUUUAUAUUGUUAAUGAAGCCCGACUCGUUCGUUAUUCAACAGGCUGGUCUUGAUGGGUACUUUUUUUUGAGAUACCUCUUCGUCUUCGGCCUUAUAUUUUUGUUUGGUAUUGCCAUGCUUGCGAUUUUAUUACCAGUGAAUGCGACAAAUGGUGGAUCAAAAACAGGGUUCGAUCAAUUGGCCAUUUCGAACGUUUUAGACAAGAAUAGGUACUACGCUCAUGUUUUUAUGGGAUGGAUAUUUUACGGAGCUGUCAUUUACAUGAUCCACCGAGAAUUAUUUUUCUACAACUCGGUCCGUUGUGCUGCUUUAUCAUCACCAAGGUAUGCAAAAAAAUUAUCAUCAAGGACUCUUUUGAUCCAGUGCGUGCCUGAUACUAUGUUAGAUGAAAAGCAAUUCUUGAAGAUUUUUAAUGGUGUUAAAAGAAUUUACGUUGCUAGAAACGCAAGGAAGUUAGAAUAUAAGGUCAGAUUAAGGGAAAAUAUGGUUUCCAGGUUAGAAAAAGCUGAGAACAAGUUAUUGAAGUCUGCAGUCAAAGCCAAAUUAAAGGCUGAUAAAAAGGGUACUUCCAUUGACCCAAAUGCCGAUAUCUAUGCUUACGUUCCGGAAGAGAAAAGACCUAGACACAAGUCAGGCGGUCUCUUCUCGAAGAAAAUUGACACCAUAAAUUACUGUAAAGAGGAAAUUCCCAAGUUAGAUAAGGAAGUUAAACUGUUACAGAAGAAAUAUAGAACAUAUCAAGCAAAAAACUCUAUUUUUGUUGAAUUUGAGGAUCAAUAUACUGCACAAUUGGCGUUACAAACAGUUACUCAUCAUAAUCCUUUAAGAAUGGGUCCAGUCCAUACUGGUAUAGAACCAUCUGACGUUUACUGGAAUAAUUUGCGAUUAUUCUGGUGGGAAAAGUUUUUGAGAAAAAUAUUCGCUUGUGCUGAUGUUGUUCUUUUAAUUAUUUUUUGGGCUGUUCCUGUGGCAUUCGUAGGUGUGAUCUCGAAUAUCACUUACAUUACUAAAGUCUUACCUUGGCUUGAUUGGAUUAAUAACAUGCCAGAUCAAUUAUUAGGUAUUAUCACUGGUUUGUUGCCAACAGCCAUGUUAUCACUCUUGAAUACAUUUUUACCUAUUUUUAUCAGAUACAUGGCCAAGGCUGCAGGCUGUCCAACUCUUCAGCUGAUUGAAUUCUAUACACAAGAUGCUUAUUUUGCUUAUUUAAUGGUCAAUGCGUUCCUUGUUGUCGCUAUUGCUUCUUCAGCUGUGUCAGUUGUUCAGAAAAUUAUUGAUAAUCCUACAUCGGCGAUGGAUAUUUUGGCAAACAAUUUGCCAUUAUCGUCUAAUUUCUUUAUCUCAUACAUUGCAUUACAAGGGCUUACAGUUUCUUCUGGUGCGUUAUUACAAAUUGUUGGUCUCUUCUUGUACUAUAUUUUAGGAGCUUUACUUGAUUCAACUGUUAGGAAGAAGUGGAAUAGAUUUUCUGGAUUAGGUGGAAUGUUAUGGGGUACAACCUUUCCGGUUUACACGAACUUAGCGUGUAUUGUUUUAGCCUAUUCGAUCAUUGCACCAAUGAUAUUGAUUUUCGCCUGCAUCGCUUUCUUCUUGUUAUACAUCGCUUAUUGCUACAACUUAACGUAUGUCUUUAUUGAAAGUCCUGAUUCGAGAGGAAUGCAUUAUCCAAGAGCUUUAAUGCAAACCUUCGUUGGCUUGUAUCUUGGCCAAGUUUGUUUAUUGGGUAUUUUUGUUGUCGGUAAAGGUUGGGGACCAAUUGUUUUACAAGCCAUCUCUCUCGGAUUUACUAUUAUGACACACAUUUAUUUGCGAGACGCUUUUCAUAACCUCCUUAGGGUGAUUCCUAUUGACUGUAUGAAACCCUUGGACGGUGUUUCUCAUACCCCAUCGUUCCAAGGCAAAUCGGAUUACGAAGAGAAGAUUUUAGAGAGAAAGAAAAGGUCCAAAUCAAAGCACUUCGAGAAGGAGGUUGCCCGUGAUAAGAUGGCUCAAGAAGAAGUCAAGAACGAUAUUUUAAAUAUCGAUAUGGAACUAAACGAAAAUGAAACGACGCAAACGUUGGUCCCAUUAUUGGCCGACAGAGACUUCAAGAAUACUGAAUCAUCCAAUGCUUUCGUCAGGUUCUUUAGACCGGAUGUUUUCCUUAACUAUAGACAUGUAAAGGCUCUCUUACCAGCAACGUUUAACGUUGAACCGGAAGAAGCAGAUGACAAACAUGCUUAUGAUUCACCUGUGAUUGCAGCACCUUUACCUGCUGUCUGGAUUCCAAGGGAUCCAAUGGGAUUAUCUACGAGAGAAGUUGAAGAACAUUCCAAAUACAUCAACAUAAGUGAUGAAAAUUCUGGAUUUAAUGAAAAGGGUAAGAUUAUUUUCCUUGGUGAAGCCCCAAAUUAG
Molecule: messenger RNA, 2592 nt
Organism: Debaryomyces tyrocola
Lineage: Eukaryota; Fungi; Ascomycota; Pichiomycetes; Serinales; Debaryomycetaceae
Source: the annotation of a GenBank genome assembly